AAAAUUCAGUUGCUCUUUCAACAGCUGAAGCUGAAUACGUAGCAGCCGCAUCUUGUUGCUCACAAUCCUUGUUGAUCAUGCAACAAGUGAGUGACUAUGGGAUCAUCCUAAACUGCACGCCAAUUCUAUGUGACAUCACUACUGCAAUCAGCAUCUCAAAAGAUCCGGUCAUGCACUCACGAACAAAACAUAUCCAUAUCCGGCAUCACUUUCUGAGAGAUUGCGUAGAAACAGGGCUAAUCAAGUUAGAAUAUUGCAACACCGACAAGCAAAUUGCCGACAUUUUUACAAAGCCCCUGGGAAGAGAAAGGCAAGUCCAUAAAUUUACCAAGCAACCAACUAAAGAAAGUAGAGCAACAGACGACCUGCAUGAAACUAUAUAUAUGACGGAAGAUCAAGAGAAGAGCGUGUGCUUGACCGAACAAUUAAAGAGAGAAAUACUUAUAAGAGAGUAUCAAGACCAAAGCAACUGGACCUACUUACAGAGUUCUAGAUAUAGUUUCUUUCUCUUCCUUGUUUUGUAAUUGAAGUUUGAGGAAAAGCUUAAGUGUAGCUUCCUCUGGUUGGG
Messenger RNA from Cuscuta europaea, 568 nucleotides. NCBI's taxonomy places the organism in Eukaryota, Viridiplantae, Streptophyta, Magnoliopsida, Solanales, Convolvulaceae. The record is from the annotation of a GenBank genome assembly.